Molecule: messenger RNA, 1584 nt
Organism: Phragmites australis (common reed)
Lineage: Eukaryota; Viridiplantae; Streptophyta; Magnoliopsida; Poales; Poaceae
Exons: 4
Coding region: 244-1341 (365 amino acids)
Source: RefSeq, a predicted model, not a curated record
GCGAAGCGAACGAGCACGAAGCCCGACCACGUCCACAUGCACGUACGCCUCGCCAGGCGGCCGAUAAAUAGCACCAGCGCGCGGAUGCUUGCUGGCCACCUACCGCUCCCUCCCUCCCUCCGGCUGUACCAAUCAUCCCUCGUUGUGUCACAGCGCAACGUCAAGCCGGCAGGAGAGGCGAGCCCGGACAAGCUAGCUGCGCAACCACCGAUCCCAAGGCAGAAGGCGGCAGCCUGAUCGGUCAUGGACAGGCUGAUGUGGACAUCGACGCCGGCGGCGGCGCCGAGCUGCGGCGGCAAGAGGGGCGAGGGGGGCGGGCCGCACGACUACUCGCUGGGCACGGGCCCGCUCGUGGGGCAGCUCGGCGAGUGGCUCUGCCGGGCCGUGCUGCAGCCGCCGGCGCCGCGGGUGUGCGGGACGCCCGGCGGGCCGCCCGUGACGGCGCGGCGGGUGCGGCUGAGCGACGGACGGCACCUGGCCUACGAGGAGUCCGGCGUGCCCAGGGAGAGCGCGCGGUACAGGAUCGUCUUCUCGCACGGCUUCACGGGCUCGCGCCUUGACAGCCUCCGCGCCUCACCGGAAGUGGCUGAGGAGCUGGGCGUGUACAUGGUCGGCUUCGACCGCGCCGGCUACGGCGAGAGCGACCCGAACCCGAACCGCUCGGUGAGGAGCGCGGCGCUGGACAUCGAGGAGCUCGCUGACGCUCUGGGCCUCGGCGACAAGUUCUACGUCGUCGGCUUCUCCCUCGGCUGCCACGCCGUCUGGGGCGCGCUCAAGUACAUCCGCCACAGGAUCGCCGGAGCUGCGAUGCUGGCGCCGGUGGUGAACUACUGGUGGCCCGGGUUCCCCGCGGAGCUGGCGGCGGAGGAGUACGGCAAGCAGGAGUACGGCGACCAGUGGGCGCUGCGCGUGUCGCACCACGCCCCCGGCAUCCUCCACUGGUGGAUGGAGCAGAGCUGGCUGCCCACCUCCACCGUCGUCGACAACACCACCCACCUACCCAACAAGCGCGACGCAGAGAUCCGCCGCACCCUCACCGCCGACGGCACUCUCCAGAAAAAGAGGGAGCUGGCGACGCAGCAAGGCAUCCACGAGUCGUACUACCGGGACAUGACGGUGAUGUUCGGCAAGUGGGAGUUCGACCCGAUGGGCAUGCCGGAGCCGCCGUGCCCGGUGCACCUAUGGCAGGGCGACGAGGACGGGCUCGUGCCGGUCGUGCUGCAGCGGCACAUCGCAGGGAAGCUCAGGUGGGUGAACUACCACGAGCUCCCGGGCACCGGCCACUUCAUGUCCGCCGUCCCCGGGCUGGGGGACACCGUUCUCCGGACACUUUUCGGUUGAGCCGCCGCAAAGGCGUUGUAGUAUCAAGAAAGUACAUGAGUGUUGGUUUUAGCUUAGCAUGAUGCAAAGUACAGUACAGUGUUUGAUUAAGUUGUCAUGAAACAUGGGGACAUGAGGCAGCUUGUAGAUUUUGUUCUUUCUUUAUUUCUUUUUUAAUGAAAUUUUGCGGCCAAGAAGCCCUGCAAAGUGAAAAAAAAAUCUUUAGCAGAAAGUGAUACUAUACCACUCUGAUCUUUUUUUCAA